CACUCACACCCACCUUCACUUCAUCACCGCCAUCGCCUCUGUGGACCCCAAUGCGUCUAGAUCACUAGACUUUCUGCUUACAGACCUCACACACACUGUUUGGGGUUUCUUGCCCGGCUCCUCAGGAACCAACUGCUUUGUCUGAAUGUCUGUGGGAACUCGCUGAAUUGGAAGCAGCUGUUUCAAAAUGGAAGACGAAAAAGAGGGCGGCUCACAACACGGGUUUGGUGGCCGAGUUGUUGAAAUUUGCGCCUGCAAACUUCAUGCUAGACCUGUUGCGGUAGUGCAAUGAGGUGCUUGCUCAGGGGGUUGUUCCCAACACACAUGGAUCACCACAUUGUGCGUGAUGUUGCCUAAAACAAUUCAUUCGUCGCUGGCAUCGGAAUUCCGUUCCAUUGCUAUUGUUCGGUUUCGGUUAUCCUACAAGGUUUUUGCAGGCAUACAUGGUGCUUGCGAGGAUUGAGCCGUGCUUGGAGGCACACCAGCCUGAAAAACAACAUAGAUUCCGUGGAAGAGCAUCUUGUAACUUCGAAAUUGGUGAUAGACAAGCUGUUGGCAAUGAACGUGCCGAUUUGGAUUGUGAGCCUCGACCUUUCCAAGCCGUUUGACCGGGUAGAUUGGAAUCACUUGUGGGCAAGCACUUGCCACACAUGGAGUUUCUGCACACCUGACCUGGGUCAUGCAAUGUUUGUAUUGGAAGCAAGAAGGUCUUGGCAAUGGACGACCACAUGUGGACGCCACAUGUGAUGACCAUAGUUUAGCCGUGCUUUGUUUCACCGUAGACCUGCGCCCAAACGGGUUGCUUGCACCUUGCAAGCAUGCAGGGUGAAAUGAACAGAUUAAACAUAGGUGCAGUCCACACACCGGAGCCUAGAGCACAUUGUAACGAAAAAGUCAAGAGUAGAACUGAAUGCCCUGCAAGCAUUCAGGCGCAAGAGAAUGCGGUAGGAUGUCCUGAGGACAGGAUCGGGCGGGGACUAGGAUAGGCAUUGUGUUGGGAGUGUGCAAGUCAAUGGGGCAGAUUGGCAAGACAAACGCGCGAAGGAGGGUGCAGUGCUUCACGCCCGCACAUGAUGCAGCUUUGUUGAGGUUUCUACAAAGGAGGGGCCUGCAGCUCAACGAGCCAAAUUGCGCGCGCUCACACGGUGGGGUGUGUACGCUUUUGCGCUAUGCGACUGUCCAGUUAUUCCUCAGUCGUUCGCCGGCCGCUCCGGCGCACGUGGUCCUGCAGCGUUUGGGAGCGAAGCCCUUUCUCCACCCCAGCAUUGCCAUUGUAUAUGGGGCAACGAGGAGCCGGAACAAUUUGCCUCUGCCCAUGUCAGAGUUCAAAUGUGCAGUUGACAACGCAGGUUAGCUUUAACAAGGCGCCAGCGCAGCAGCCUUCAUGGUUUACACUGCUGCGAACCCCACGCGACGGAAACAACCGCAGCGACACUAAAAUGGCAGAGCCCAUGAGAACAGCAAACCGUUGUGAUUUCCGCCUGUGGGGUUCCUGUUUGGGUCCUGUCCGUGUGAGUCCUGUUUGGGAUUCGGGAUCGCCA
Messenger RNA from Durusdinium trenchii, 1541 nucleotides. NCBI's taxonomy places the organism in Eukaryota, Dinophyceae, Suessiales, Symbiodiniaceae. The record is from the annotation of a GenBank genome assembly.